AUGGGCGCGCUGCUGUGGUGGGACCAGCUGCGGGCCGGCAGCUCGGAGGUGGACUGGUGCGAGGACAACUACACCAUCGUGCCCGCCAUCGCCGAGUUCUACAACACGAUAAGCAACGUCUUGUUUUUUGUUUUACCACCCAUAUGUAUGUGCUUGUUCCGUCAAUACGCAACCUGCUUCAACAGUGGAAUAUAUUUGAUAUGGACUCUAUUAGUUGUGGUUGGAAUUGGAUCUGUUUACUUUCAUGCCACCCUCAGUUUCCUGGGCCAGAUGCUGGAUGAGCUGGCUAUUCUCUGGGUCCUGAUGUGUGCUCUUGCCAUGUGGUUCCCUAGGAGAUACCUGCCCAGAGUUUUUCGGAAUGAUAGGAGCCGAUUUAAAGCUGCUGUGGGUGUCCUGUCUGGAGUUACUACCUGCCUUGCCUUCAUUAAGCCUGCCAUCAACAACAUCUCGCUAAUGACUCUGGGUGUUCCCUGCACAGCUUUGCUCAUUGCUGAGUUGAAGAGGUGUGAAAACCUGCGUGUGUACAAACUGGGUCUCUUUUCAGGUCUUUGGUGGAUGCUAGCACUUUUCUGCUGGAUCAGCGAUAAAGCAUUUUGUGAGAUUUGGUCCUCAUUUAACUUCCCCUAUUUGCACUGUGUAUGGCACAUUUUGAUUUGCCUUGCGGCGUACCUGGGCUGUGUCUGCUUUGCUUACUUCGAUGCUGCCUCUGAGAUCCCUGAGCAGGGCCCUGUCAUAAAGUUCUGGCCCAGUGAAAGAUGGGCGUUCAUUGGGGUUCCCUACGUCACUCUCCUCUGUGCACACAAGAAGUCACCUGUGAAGAUCACGUGAAGCUGGCCAUGGAAUGGGGAUGGAGCUUCAACUUAACAUUCCAGCACAGGCAGUAAUUAAAUAAUGAUAAAUUAAUAGGGUUGUAUUUUAUCUUCUUCCUAAGAUAUGCAGCACUUCAGGUGUCAUAGAAAGAGGAGGCAAGUGUGUUCUUUCCUCUCUCUGGAGAGGAGAUAGGAAGCAGGAGGGCGGAGACUCUUGGACACUAAAGUAGCCACUGGCUUCUCUGGUUGGCUCUGUUUUGCACUGUGUUUUCAAUGUAGCAUUUCUCUUGAUAAAACCUCUUUCCAAAUACCAGGGUCAAGGAAUGAUGUUUCUGCAGUAGGUCACCUCUGGUGUUUGAUUCACUUCUUUUGUAACUUCUGGCUUAAGGCAUUCUUUGCGAAAGAAGCCAGUCCAAGAUGCUUACGUGCCAUCCUGUGUCCUUCUCAGCUCUGAUUUUGAUGUGGUUGCACAUGGCCACAAGAGUGUGCUCGAAGCUUGUGCUCCUCCCAGCCUGGCGUGUAAUAUAGGGAAUCCGGCUGUGCAUCACAUUGGAUCAUAAGAGUAUGUGUUUGCUUCCCCAAGUACAACAGGAGACCAGUGCAAAGUGUUUGCAACGGGGGUAACUGGAUCAGUGAAGUUAGGCAGUGUAAAGGUGGGAAUAGCUGACAGGAGAUUCAGUCUCUAAAGGGUUCAAGGGUUUUGCAUUUUUCUGUAUUUCCACUGACCUGUGGACUUUUGUAUGCUGCGUAUUUUCCUCUUACAGAAAUGUCACAGAAAUCCCUCUCUACCUCUACAGACCCAUUUGGUCAUGAAUUUGGC
Molecule: messenger RNA, 1629 nt
Organism: Gavia stellata (red-throated loon)
Lineage: Eukaryota; Metazoa; Chordata; Aves; Gaviiformes; Gaviidae
Gene: ACER2
Product: alkaline ceramidase 2
Exons: 6
Coding region: 1-828 (275 amino acids)
Biological process (GO): ceramide metabolic process
Cellular component (GO): membrane
Molecular function (GO): hydrolase activity, acting on carbon-nitrogen (but not peptide) bonds, in linear amides
Source: RefSeq, a predicted model, not a curated record